This is a messenger RNA of Vitis riparia (riverbank grape), 1014 nucleotides long. Its product is annotated as very-long-chain (3R)-3-hydroxyacyl-CoA dehydratase PASTICCINO 2A. The record is from RefSeq and is a predicted model, not a curated record. The transcript is spliced from 9 exons. Gene Ontology annotation, molecular function: 3-hydroxyacyl-CoA dehydratase activity. Gene Ontology annotation, cellular component: endoplasmic reticulum membrane. Gene Ontology annotation, biological process: fatty acid elongation; very long-chain fatty acid biosynthetic process; sphingolipid biosynthetic process. The coding region runs from base 136 to 798 and encodes 220 amino acids. Lineage: Eukaryota; Viridiplantae; Streptophyta; Magnoliopsida; Vitales; Vitaceae.
UAUCGCUGGAAAACAACUGGAAAUUAUGAGGACGCAGGUGGUUGAUCCGCUCACCUAAAUCGCUUAAAUGCCCAUCUAAAUUUGCCAACUACGUCUUCAAAUACCCAAUUUCUGAUUCUCUUCGUCAGAUCUCCCAUGGCGUUCUUCUCACUUCUAAGGCGUCUGUAUCUCGCCAUCUACAACUGGGUCGUCUUCUUCGGAUGGGCUCAGGUAUUGUUUUUUGCUCUCUCAACUCUGAAAGAAUCAGGCCACCAGCAUGUCUACCGCGCAGUUGAAAGGCCUCUUCAGCUCGCCCAAACGGCCGCCGUUCUGGAGAUUUUUCAUGGCCUAGUAGGAUUGGUGAGAUCUCCAAUCACAGCGACACUGCCACAGAUUGGUUCAAGGUUGUUUGUAACUUGGGGCAUUUUAUGGAGUUUUCCUGAGGUUCAAACUCAUGUACUUGUUAGCUCUUUGGUGAUCAGCUGGUCUAUCACUGAGAUCAUUCGGUAUUCUUUCUUUGGCGUGAAGGAGUUGCUUGGUUUUGCACCAGCCUGGCUCUUGUGGCUCAGGUAUAGCACCUUUCUGUUGUUGUAUCCAACCGGCAUUACCAGUGAAGUUGGUCUAAUAUAUAUUGCCUUGCCAUACAUUAAGGAAUCAGCAAAAUAUUGUUUAAGGAUGCCCAACAAAUGGAACUUCUCUUUUGAUUACUUCUAUGCUGCUCUUCUGGUCAUUGCAUUCUAUGUACCAGGCAGUCCUCAUAUGUACCAGUACAUGCUUGGGCAGAGGAAGCGAGCUCUCUCCAAAUCGAAGAGGGAGUAGAGUAAAUUUUCAAUGUUGAACUCUGGUUUAUUGAAGCUUUGUAAGUGUAGCAGCAUAACAUUUUUCCAGUUCAUGAUUUGGGCUUGACAAAUUUGUUUUUAGCAUGGGCAAAAUCUUUAAAUCUCCUAAAGGCUUAAAAAGAAUGAGGUUGAUGUUUUAGAAACUGUAUCCAUGGACAUCAGCUCAUGUCAAAUAUCUUUUCAUAUUUUUUCUGCA